AUGAAAAUAAUAAAAUUGGACAUUUUCUUGUGGAGACUUAAACGUGUCAAUAAAAUUGCAGUUAGUAAUGCUACUUGUUUUAACAUAUUAACAACUGCUUUACCUUAUAGUGUUUGUAAUGACUGUAGCACAAAGAUUGCAAAAGAUUUAAUUUACAACAAUCAGCAAUCUAUGUCAAAUAAUGUUAUAAUUAAACAUGGUUCAAAAAUACAGAAUUUUCUGUAUAUAUCUCAUCCUCGUAUUGUUUCUCAUGCAAUGUUAUAUAAUGAAAGGAAACACGGUGGAUAUAAAUCAUAUCGCAGUAGUCAGUAUAAUAACAUUAGAUAUCUUUCAAAUACUGGUAUUGAUUCCGUUGCUGAAGUUAAAGUUCCAAUGCAGUUUAAUGGCCUAUUCAAAGCAAUAUCUGAAAGUGCACCUAUUAAAAUCUCACAAGAUUUCUUAUUGUUGGUACAUGAUUAUACAGGUUUACCAUGGUGGUCAGUCAUUGUACUUUCCACCAUUAUGAUGAGAACAGCAGUGACAUUACCAUUAUCCUUGUAUCAGCUAUAUAUAUUAGCAAAAUUGGAAAACCUCAAAUACGAAAUGGAUGAGAUAGUUCAAGAGAUGAAAAAAGAGAUAAAUUAUGGCAUACAUAAAUAUAAUUGGUCUAAACAAUAUGCGAAACGUUUAUACAAUCACUCUGUAGCUAAACAAUGGAAUAAAUUAAUUGUUCGAGAAAAUUGCCAUCCAGCUAAAACUAUUUUAUUGGUACUAGUGCAAGUACCUUUGUGGAUAUCGUUAUCAAUGUCUAUUAGAAAUUUAUGUUAUAUGUUACCUAAACAGGAUGCUAAUGCUUACAUUACUUAUCAGGAAUUUAUAACUGAUGGAUUUCUUUGGAUGUCUAACUUAACAACAGCAGAUCCAUUUGUACUUCCUAUAUCAAUGGGAUUAUUCAAUUUAGCCAUAAUAGAAAUAACUUGUAUGAGUAGGGUAGUAGAGUCGACAAAAUGGCAGAGAUACUUGACCAAUUGUUGUAGAAUUGCUACAAUUGGAAUGAUCCCUAUCGCUAUGUCUGUACCAUCUUGUUUGAGCUUGUACUGGGCAACUAGUAGUGCAUUUGGUCUUUUCCAAAAUCUCAUUUUGUUGUCUCCAAAAUUACGUCGUUUUGCAAAAGUACCUAUAACUACUUCUGAAUCACCACAUCCAUACUUGAUAUUGCGUAAUAAGAUAGCAGCUAGAUGUUGUUUCAAAGGAAAAAUGGAAAUUCCACCAAAGAUAUAA
Cyphomyrmex costatus is the source of this 1260-nucleotide messenger RNA. Its product is annotated as mitochondrial inner membrane protein COX18. Gene Ontology annotation, biological process: protein insertion into mitochondrial inner membrane from matrix; mitochondrial respiratory chain complex IV assembly. The record is from RefSeq and is a predicted model, not a curated record. Gene Ontology annotation, cellular component: mitochondrial inner membrane. NCBI's taxonomy places the organism in Eukaryota, Metazoa, Arthropoda, Insecta, Hymenoptera, Formicidae. Bases 1 to 1260 code for a protein of 419 amino acids. Gene Ontology annotation, molecular function: membrane insertase activity. The transcript has 6 exons.